Phyllopteryx taeniolatus (common seadragon) is the source of this 1503-nucleotide messenger RNA. It is a transcript of the gene slc22a7a, whose product is annotated as solute carrier family 22 member 7a. NCBI's taxonomy places the organism in Eukaryota, Metazoa, Chordata, Actinopteri, Syngnathiformes, Syngnathidae. The record is from RefSeq and is a predicted model, not a curated record. Bases 43 to 1368 code for a protein of 441 amino acids. Gene Ontology annotation, cellular component: membrane. Gene Ontology annotation, biological process: transmembrane transport. The transcript has 8 exons. Gene Ontology annotation, molecular function: transmembrane transporter activity.
GAAGAAGAAACUCCUCUGGAGUCACGGAACCAAGUGGUCGCCAUGAGUUUUGAGGAAAUCCUCAAUGAUGUCGGCGGCUUCUCCAACUUCCAGUUCCUGGUUCUGAGCAUCCUGUGCCUCCCACGGGCCAUUCUGCCGCUCCACUUCCUGCUGCACAACUUUGUGUCGGCGACGCCCGCUCACCGCUGCGCCCUCAGGAGCCGGGCCGGCCACCUCGGGACCCCAGACUUUACCCGCCCGGACGACGGCAUCUGGAGCUCGUGCGGCAUCUACGACGCGGAGCUGACGACCGGCAACCUGACCCGGGAGAAGAACUGGACUGGCCCUUGUCCUCACGGCUAUGUCUACGACCGAUCCGAGUUCAGCUCUACCACCGCCACAGAGUGGGAUCUGGUGUGUGAGGAGCAUAGACUGAAUCAGGCGUUGGCAACGUAUUUCUUCCUGGGGGUUACCUUUGGUGCCAUCCUAUUUGGACAUCUCUCCGACAAGUUUGGCCGAAAGAUGAUUCUCGUGGCGGCGUUGGCGGGCACCACCAUGUUGGGCGUUACCUCAGCCUUCUCCAGCUCUUACGUGAUGUUUGCUGUGUCGCGGGCACUGAGCGGCGUGACGCUGAGCGGCAUGUCCAUCAUCGGCACGGUUCUGGGCAUAGAGUGGACGGACGUGAAGCACCGCACCCUGACAGGCACGAUCAUCAGUUUGUCGUGGAGCGUGGGCAACAUGCUGCUGGCCCUGCUGGCCUACGCCAUUCGAGACUGGCGCCACUUGAUGCUGGCAGUGACAGCGCCGUGUGUACUGACCUUGAUCAGCUGCUGGUGGCUGCCUGAGUCGGCCCGCUGGCUGCUCGCCAACGGUAGGACCAUAGAGGCCCGCGAGUGCCUUCUUCGCUGCGCCAAAAUGAAUGGGAAGAAUGCCAGCCGACUGCAGCCAGAAUUUCUGGACAAGGCGGCAGCGUCCGACGUGGCCAACAAGACUCAUUCCUACUUGGACCUGCUCAAGACUCCUCAGCUGAGGAAGAUUACAUUGGUCUCCGGACUCUUCUGGUUUUCCGUGGCCUCCUUGUACUACGGCAUCAGCUUCAGGAUCUCAGGCUUUGGUGUCAGCAUCUACCUCACGCAGUUCAUCUACGGUGCUAUCGAAGCGCCUGCCAAAAUCCUGACCUACUUUGUUCUGGACUGGAUCGGGCGGCGUAACGGUCAGGCGGGGUUUCUGAUCAUGACUGGAGCGCUCAUAGCCGUCAACGCUGCCAUCCCGCUUGACUUGUCCGUGCUUCGGACCUGCGUGGCUGUGGUGGCGAAGGGCUUCUCUGAGGCGGCGUUCACCACUGCGUUCCUCUACUCAGCUGAGCUUUUCCCAACCGUCCUUCGGUAGCCGAUGCCGCUAGCAUGUUAACAGAGCUAACCCUAGAAGCUUUCAUUGGACAGGCAGUGCGGAAUCGGCUACACUUCCUGCCUGGGUCGCAUCGGGAGCUCGUUGGCCCCGAUGAUUAUGCUUUUGGAGGACACU